AUGUACUCCCUCUUGACGGGUCUGUAUCGAGACUACAGCAGCGUCCAGACGCGUUGCGUCUUGCUUCUAGGUCCAUCUCAAUCCGGCAAGACUGUGCUAUUGACGCGUAUCAAGGCCUACUCGCAAGCUGAACGAGCGGGAAGCCUCAACAGCGGUGUCAAGGUCAGAGGCAUCGCACCCACCGUGGGUCAGAACGUGCACACCUUUCAACCGGCCUCUUCGCGCAUACAAUUGCGUUUCUGGGAUCUAGGCGGCUCCAAAGCUCUUCGAGCCAUUUGGCCACGCUACUUCAAAGAGACGCACGUGAUCGUAUGGAAUGUGGACAUUGCGUAUUGGAUAGACUCCAGCGAUGCGGGCGAGGUGUUUGGCGAGUCGCAGUCGAGGCUAGAGGAGGCAGAGCCAAGUGCGGAGAAGGUUCGGAAGGUGCAGGAGAAGGAGCAGGAGCGAGAAAGGGAAGAUGAAGAGAAGGAAGAGGGAAAAAGAGACGCAAAGCAGGCUCUCGGUAAGUCUCCGCCUUGCGCUUGGAUUGCACUGCACUGAGCUGCGCUGCACGCAUCUCUUGCGCUUCUCAGCUGACCCUUUUCAUUUGGUACGUGCGCCUCACACGCACGUUGCUGCAGAACCAAUCUUGCGCGACG
Messenger RNA from Ceraceosorus guamensis, 638 nucleotides. RefSeq lists its product as hypothetical. The transcript is spliced from 3 exons. Gene Ontology annotation, cellular component: Golgi apparatus. NCBI's taxonomy places the organism in Eukaryota, Fungi, Basidiomycota, Exobasidiomycetes, Ceraceosorales, Ceraceosoraceae. Gene Ontology annotation, biological process: protein localization to organelle; Golgi to plasma membrane protein transport; intracellular protein transport. The record is from RefSeq and is a predicted model, not a curated record. Bases 1 to 540 code for a protein of 179 amino acids. Gene Ontology annotation, molecular function: GTP binding; GTPase activity.